Molecule: messenger RNA, 2690 nt
Organism: Haliotis rubra (blacklip abalone)
Lineage: Eukaryota; Metazoa; Mollusca; Gastropoda; Lepetellida; Haliotidae
Product: hemicentin-1-like
Exons: 11
Coding region: 84-2216 (710 amino acids)
Biological process (GO): cell-cell adhesion
Cellular component (GO): cell-cell junction
Molecular function (GO): cell adhesion molecule binding
Source: RefSeq, a predicted model, not a curated record
AAAAGGCUUGACCCAUCCACCCGACAACAAAUAUCAGUGUAUGUUGGACAACGUUCAGAAAUAUUAGUCUGUGUAAAGUAUUCAUGGAGAUCCCAAGAUGUCGUAUGUGGAUUAUUGUCCUGAUCUCAUGCUGUGCUAAAUAUGCUGCGAGUCAGACUACAGUCGUUGCCUUUCCUGGAGAUAACAGCACAAUCAGCUUCAUCAUCCCACAAGGUGGUCUAGGGACAGGAUCUUCUUUCUAUUUUGUUACACCAAACAGUCUUGUGGCUUUUAUUGUUACAGCAUCGGACACAUUCGUGGCCACUGAUCCUUACAAAAAUAGAGUUGUUUUUGAAGGAAGCUACUCCUCAAGGAACAUGACAUUUGUGCUGAGGAACAUCACAAGAUCAGAUGCUGGAUAUUAUACCUGUGGUGGUGGGGGUGGUGCGAAUCUCAUUCAGGGUUGUGGUUUGAAGCUUAUAGUCAUUGGCGAGCCGACCAAGCCAGUCAUAUCACUGCAAUCAACUCCCGUGGUUGGUAGGAACGUCACGUUGACGUGCUCAUCCACGUCUACAACACUACCUGUACAUCACGGACUGACCUUCACCUACACCUGGAAGAUUGACGGACGUAAUCUUACCUCACCAGGUGGCACUAGUAUCACACUUCCGGUUGAGAGUUAUAACCCACCAGGUGUUACGUGUCACGUGACAGAAAACGAGGGACUGGGGAGAGACAGUGACGUUCGGGUGUUAACUCCUGAUUAUCCUCCGUACAACAUAAGCAUCUCUGCAACAUCGGUGCAAGUGAAGGAGACUGACGACGUACCCCAGGUGACGUGUGUCGGCACGUGUCGACCUACAUGCUCAUAUUCCUGGAAACAAGGAUCCCAGAUAGUCGUGACUGGACAGGUGCUCGAUCUUGGUGCCGCGAACAGGACCAUGGCUGGCAGCUACGUGUGCACAGCGGAUAAUAUAUAUGGCACAUUAGAGAGUCGGGCUAUGGAACUUGAUGUACAGUAUUCACCAGCUGCAGUUGUAAUGGCUAACGGCUUGUCUGGUACUGCUGAAGUUGAUGAAAGAGGUUCCGUGGUCUUGUCAUGCGCAGUAGACAGUAAUCCUUUGUCCAGUAUAUCCAUCAUGAACGGCACUGUCCGACUAAACCACGUGACCGAAGCAGCCACAGCCAGUUUCAACUGGACUGAAGCAGAUUGCCUUGACAGUGGCGUCUACACGUGUGUUGCGAGGAACAUAGCUGGGCAAACGACAGCGUCAGUAACAGUGAAUGCAAAAUGUUCCCCACGACUCAAUUUUCAAUACCCAGCACAGAGAGAUGUGUAUGUUGACAUAGGCCAGCCAGUCAGAUUACAAGCUCACAUCCUGGCUUUUCCACGUCCGACCUUCACCUGGUUAAAACAGAAUGGAGGUAGUGAAGAGCCUGUCGACGUAUCAAAGUGGCGCCAGUACGACGAAGCCAUGACGUCAUAUAUCGUUACGGACAUUGCAGAAGAGAACGAUUAUGGAGUUUAUCACGUAAACGUCAGAAAUCCUCUGGGAAGGUUCCGAAUGCAAUUUCAACUAGGAAAGAAAGCUCCAUUGUCUGUACCGGAGAACUUCCAGUGUCAAAACAAGGUCGGCGGUUACAUCCUUCAGUGGACACCAGGUGGUGAUGCUGAGACACGGGGUGUCGGCUUCCUGGUGGAGCAAAGACUGCCACAGGCCAACUGGACUACAGUCUCGGCCCGUGUUGUAAGUGACGGUAUGCUGAGGCAAAUACACCUGCCUCAGUAUGGAGGCAGUACCGUCUUCUUCAGGCUCUAUGCUACAGAGGAUACUGCAGUGACGUCACCUGUGACAGCGUCAUGCACAACAUUCACUGCCGUAGUCCCCAGUGGUGAGCUAUCGUUCGGUGCAGGGGUGGGCGUCGGCUUUGCUGUUGCAGUAGUUGCUGUAGCUGUGUCGCUGGCUGUAGUUUGUAUCUGCAGGAAGAGGAGACGGUCAAUGAGGAAUGAUUCGCCCAGGAAGAAAGAAGAGGAGUCUGUGUACCAUGAAGUAGCAGCUUCUACUGCGACAGUCCAACACAGUCGCCAGCAAGACAGGCAGCCAGGUGAGGGAACAUCCCGGAACACUUACGAAGCUCUGACAUCGGACAGGGAUACGCCUGUUGAAGCGCCCCCUUACGAGCAACUGGAGAAGCAAUACGUGAACAUGGCGGUGUCUGCAGACGAUGAGACCUAACUGGGAUAACAACAAGAACAAUUUACAGGGUCCGGAGGACAUAGCAAUAGAUUCACGCAGCACAGAAAGUCCUACUCUACGGCCCCCGUGAGGUGUGGGCGUACGGCAGUCGUUUGAGUAUCGUAUCAAGGGGUAUCAGCUUGAUGUAGGGGCCAUGGAAGGGCCAAUCUUCUAAGGCGCCAUGAAUCAACCCGCAGAGCUGCGUCCCUUAUACAUGUCAGAAUCUUGUGAGCAUGUGUAUCUCAGAUUCACCCUGAUCUGGUUUCUUGACUUUGCAGCCCCUUGUUUGUAAUCGUCGGUUUCACCACAACGGUUUCCCCUCCACUUAGCUUUAAUGCCGCAUAACUGAACCACUCUUCCAUAGAUGCGUUAAACUGCUCACCUCACUCACGAACUAAUACCAUCGCUGAACAGCCGAACUGUUUCUAAAGUAUAUGGACACUGUCAAUACAAGUCCUAUUUAAUUCGUUCAGA